Messenger RNA from Betta splendens (Siamese fighting fish), 1624 nucleotides. Its product is annotated as keratin, type I cytoskeletal 18-like. The transcript has 8 exons. The record is from RefSeq and is a predicted model, not a curated record. Lineage: Eukaryota; Metazoa; Chordata; Actinopteri; Anabantiformes; Osphronemidae. Bases 86 to 1297 code for a protein of 403 amino acids. Gene Ontology annotation, molecular function: structural molecule activity.
ACGUGCGCCCUGGACCUCCACCAGGCGCCCCGUCGACCUGUAACAGUCCCCGUCUCCGUCAGCCCUCGACCGCCCAGCCGGAAGCAUGAGCAGGAACUCCUCCGCCAGCAUGUACGCCGGUUACCCGUCCGGGGGGCGCAGGACGCCCGCGUCCAGCCCCGGCGGCCUGCGCAGCCUGCUGGCCAAUGACACGCACACGGACUCCGCGCCCGUCGCCGCCGCCGCCGCCGCCGCUCCCGUGACUCGGGCCGAGGCCCCCGCUCCUCCCGUGGCUCCCGAAGACGACAAGGAGAAAAUGCGGGGUCUGAACAAUCGGCUGACCAGCUACCUGGACAUGGUGAAGACCCUGCAGCAGACCAACGACGGUCUGAGGAAACAGAUCGAUGAGAUCCUGGCGAAGAGACAAGCUCCGAAUGGGAGAGACUGGGAUGAGGUCCAGAAACCCUUUGACGAUCUCAGGAAGCAGAUCAAGGAAAUUACCAUGGACAAUGCCAACCUGUUGAUGGACGCCAACAAUGCCAAACUGGCCAAUGAGGACUUAAAGAACAAGCUUGAUGCGGAGAUAGUUGCACAGAAGACAUUUGAAAAAGAGCUGGAUGAUGUGAAGAAGGUCCUGGAGGAAGUCAAGCAGCAGAAGGAGAGCAUAAAGAAGGAGACCGAGAUGGUGAAAGAUGAGAUUGACCGCAUUAAGCAGGAGCACAAGGAUAUGGUGGACGACCUGUGUGAGAAGAUCAGGACCUCCAAGGUGACGGUGGAGAUCGAGCCAGACAAAAACAACCUGACUUCAGUUAUCGACAAUAUGCGCAACCAGUAUGAGAAAAUAGCUCAAAAGAAUCUGAAGGAAACAGAGGACUGGUACAAGGACAAGUUUGAAAACAUCAAGGUGGUGGAGGCCGAGAACUCAGCGGCACUGGAGUCUGGGAACGCAGACCUCAAGGAUAAGCAGAAACAGAAACAACAACUGGAAAUACAAAUCCAGAGUGUGAUGACCAAGAUCCAAACCCUGGAGGCACUUUUGGAGAACACCAAAAUACAGUGCAGCAAACGCCUGAGCGUCUACGACAAAGAGGUGCAGAACACUGAGUCCGAAAUAAAGAAAGUGAGGUCGCAGAUGGAGCGCCAGAAAGAGGACAUCAUGAACCUGAUGUCUGAAAAACUGAAGCUGGAGGAGGAAAUCCGGAAAUACAAUGAUUUGAUGAACAUGUGCAGCGACGAGAGCUUGGAGCUUUCUUUAGCAGAUGCACUGAACAGCGAAAAGUCGAGGCCUGAAAACGUGGUGAAACAACCAGAAAAAUAAACGCCCCCUCGAACAAGAAAACACGCCUAUCUGAAACACCCACCCCCUUAAAGCCUGCUUAAACUCCCCAAUGCAAAAACCCCAUAAUCAGUGGAGGGAGACCCCAACAAGCCAGGGAUGGUUUCCAGCAACUCAAAUUGUGCCUUGAAAAGAGAAACAAACAACUAAUAAGGGUUCAGACGCUUCUUUCUCAUCCUAUUGUUUGACGGUUACUGGUUCUAUAAAUGGUGUCGGAUGGUUGUGGCCUAGCCUGUAAUACUACUGUGAGGUUGUUAUGGUGCUUUUUCCUAACUAUCUCUAAAUAAAAUAAUUUGAUUUGCAAAUAAA